AUGAAGUCGACAAAAGGGGCCAUUUUGGCUCUUUUUCUGCUGGUGGCAUUCGCAUCAUCCUGGGCCAAAGUUGAAGAGGAGAAUCCAGAGUUCUGGAGGUCACAGGCACGGAAGACGUUGCAGUCAGCUUUGGACAGGAAGCUCAACACAAACGUUGCGAGAAACAUCCUGCUCUACCUCGGAGAUGGGAUGGGAAUCACAACUUACACAGCAGCUCGUAUCCUCAAGGGACAGCUGCAGAACCAGACAGGAGAGGAGACUGUGAUGACCAUGGACACCUUCCCCAGCGUGGGAUUGGCUAAAACCUAUAGUGUGGACUUCCAGAUUCCAGACAGUGCAGCCACAGCCACAGCGUAUCUGUGUGGAGUGAAAACCAACCUGAACACCUUAGGAGUGAAUGCAGCAGCUCGCAACGGAGUCUGCAAGACUCAGAAGGGCAACGAGGUCACGUCCAUUCUAAAGUGGGCCAAAGAUGCAGGCAAGUCUGUUGGCAUCGUCACAACCACACGCGUGCAACAUGCCACCCCAGCCACCAGCUAUGCCCACAGCGCCAGCAGGAAAUGGUACAGCGACGCUGACAUGCCUGAGGCCGCCAAGAGGGACGGCUGCACCGACAUCGCCGCUCAGCUCCUCAAUAACACAGACAUCGAUGUGAUCAUUGGUGGCGGCAGAAAGUACAUGACCCCCAGGGGCACCAAGGACCCAGAGUAUCCCAAGGCUUUCUCCUCCAGGGGCAAGAGAAAAGAUGGACGCAACCUCAUCAAUGAGUGGCAGAGCAUGAAAACUGGGAAGAAAGCCCACUAUGUGUGGAAUAGAACAGAUUUUGAUGCCGUCGACCCUGAAACCACAGACUACCUCAUGGCUCUGUUUGAACCUGGGGACCUGCGCUUCGAGGUGGAGAGGGACCCAAGCAUGGACCCGUCCAUUGUUGAGACCACAGAAAAGGCAAUCCGCAUUCUCCAGAAAAACCCAAAUGGCUUCUUCCUGCUUGUGGAGGGUGGGCGUAUCGACCAGGCUCACCACGCUGGUCAGGCCUACAUGGCCCUCCAUGAGACAGUUGCCUUUGACUACGCUAUUGCCAAGGGCCUCGAACUCACCAAAGAGCACGAAACUCUCACCUUAGUGAUGGCUGACCACUCCCACCCAGUUACCUUCAAUGGAUACCCGUUUCGAGGACAAAGCAUUCUGGGUAAAUCCCCACUUUGGGCUAAAGACAUGCUGCCUUAUACCACACUGAUGUACGGCAACGGACCUGGACACAAAAUCACCAAUGGCACGCGGCCUGAUAUUCGCAAUGUCAACACCAAAACUAAGGACUAUGUCCAGCUGUCCGCGGUGCCCACAGAGUCAGCCACCCAUAGUGGAGAGGAUGUGGCAGUGCUUGCCCGUGGACCCAUGGCCCACCUCUUCCAGGGCGUCCAUGAGCAGAACUACAUCGCUCACGCCAUGGCCUACGCUGCCUGUGUGGGCGCUGACCUGAGGCACUGCCAGGGACAAACUGCUCACACCACCACCAAUGAUAACAUCGGGAACAGGGCUCAUGGUUCAGCGGCUCUGCUCAGUGUCCUCCUCAGUACGCUGCUGGCACAUGCACUGCUGAUGUAA
This is a messenger RNA of Hippoglossus stenolepis (Pacific halibut), 1605 nucleotides long. It is a transcript of the gene alp3, whose product is annotated as alkaline phosphatase 3. The record is from RefSeq and is a predicted model, not a curated record. Gene Ontology annotation, cellular component: plasma membrane. Gene Ontology annotation, molecular function: alkaline phosphatase activity. The transcript is spliced from 11 exons. Gene Ontology annotation, biological process: dephosphorylation. Bases 1 to 1605 code for a protein of 534 amino acids. Lineage: Eukaryota; Metazoa; Chordata; Actinopteri; Pleuronectiformes; Pleuronectidae.